AUGCAGCUUCUCUCCAUCCUCCCUAUUGCAGCUUUGGCUGGUACUUCCCUCGCAGUGCACUGGAACGUGACUCUCUACACCGACACCGAGUGCACUGAAUACAAAUGGUCAUACGCCGGAAAUCAGAGUUACGGGUGUUACUCGCUUGAAACAUACAACCCAACCAUUCAGUCUAUCAGGGCUGAGAUUCCCGAUGAUUGGGUUUUCGAUGGAGCGAGCGGUGGUGCCUGUGAUUACUUUCACACUUACGGGGGCUCGGGAUGCUGGACUCAGGGUCAGGGAUUAAAGUCUUUCCAGGUUUACCCGCAGGCAAGCUGA
This is a messenger RNA of Aspergillus niger, 318 nucleotides long. RefSeq lists its product as hypothetical. The record is from RefSeq and is a predicted model, not a curated record. Bases 1 to 318 code for a protein of 105 amino acids. NCBI's taxonomy places the organism in Eukaryota, Fungi, Ascomycota, Eurotiomycetes, Eurotiales, Aspergillaceae. The transcript has a single exon.